ACAUGGCGGCCUUUCCACCACUUGCUCAGGUUGCAGGCAGUCAUGGUGGCAUAUAUGAGGCCUACUAUUUACAGGCCGACCCUAAAGGUACUGGCAGUAUAGGGGCACUUGAUGCUGCUACUUUUCUGAAAAAGUCAAAACUCAGUGAUGCUAUCUUAUCAAAGGUUUGGGAUCUUUCUGAUCCAACUGGCAAGGGUUACUUGGAAAAACCUGGGUUCUUCAUAGCCCUAAAAUAUAUUUCAAUGGCACAGAAUGGUCAAGAACUAAACAGUGCAAUGCUGACAUCAGAAUUACCACCACCAAAUUUAGGUCCUGUUGAAGUAGCUCCAGUGAAUCCAGCUCUUGUUGCAGAUGUUCCUUGGGAUGUUACGCCAUCAGAAAAAGCCAAGUAUGACCAUGUGUUUGAAACUCUACAACCAGUCAAUGGUCUUCUUUCUGGAGACAAAGUCAAACCGGUAUUGCUCAAUUCAAAAUUGCCAACAGAUGUGCUUGGCAAGAUCUGGGAUCUAAGUGAUAUCAAUAAAGAUGGCUAUUUGGAUAAAGAUGAAUUUGCUGUGACGAUGCAUCUUGUAUAUAGAAUACGAGAAAAUGACCCUGUGCCAAAUGUAUUACCUCUUAAAAUGAUUCCCCCAUCCAAGCGGCCAAAGGCUCCAGUGGCUGGUGGCGUACCUGGUACAGCGACCGGAGCUCCGGUAUUACCUGGAGCGGUCCCCGUCCUGCCUGCAUUUCCAGCAACAGUCCCCGUCCUGCCCGGAGUGGCAGGUCUUGAUACCAGUGGUACAUUAACACCGCCCACUAGCAAACCAGAGGGAUCUGCUAAGCCGUGGGUGGUGACGGCUGCUGAAAAAGCCAAUUCUGACGCGAUGUUUCUAAGACUGGAUACGGAUAUGGACGGCCUUGUCAGUGGGGCAGAAGUGAGAAAUGUCUUCGUACAAAGCGGUUUACCCAAUCCACUUUUAGCACAUAUCUGGUCGCUCUGUGAUAUGAACAGCACUGGCAAGCUGAACAGUGACCUGUUUGCUCUAGCAAUGUAUCUAGUUCAACAGAAACUCAAGGGGGUCGACCCCCCGGGCGCUCUUACUCCGGAGAUGAUACCACCGAGCAUGAGGCCAAAGUCUACUGCCGAUACAGCUACUUUUGGGGUCAAGGAAGGUGCAAAUGCUGGUCCAUAUGGUGGUGCUGCUGACUUUUCGGCUAUCAAAGAACUUGAUUCUAUCAGCAAAGAAAUAGAAGAUAUUAAGAAAGAGAAGAUGCAGUUGGAACGGGACAAGCAGCAGCGUGAGGCGGACAUCAAGAUCCGUCAGGGUGAGGUGCAGAUGUUGCAGAAGGAGCUGGACGCGAUGACGGCCACGCUGCACCAGCUGGAGAACCAGAAGAAGGAAGCCCAGAAACGGCUCGACGAGCUAGACGAUAAGAAAAAGAAUUUGGAAUCCAGUGUUAAAGAACUCCGAGAAAAGUGUGAAAAGGAACAAGCUGAAAUUGAUGCUAUGAGGAUGCAGCUGAGUAAUCGGGCAAAGUCCGCUGAGGAUCAAGAGGCAGAAAUGAACUCUCUGUCGGAGGAACUGGGCAAGCUACGAGAAGAGGAAUCCUCUUUAGAACAGAAGGUGGAAAGUGGUAAACAGCAGCUUGAGUUGCUGAUCAAAUCUCAGAGAGACGUCAUGCUACAGGUAAACCAGACGAAAACUCGAACUCAGCAUUUACGAGACCAGCACCGGGCACUAACUCAGAGCAUAGCUGGAUACUCUCCAUCCCCUCAGCUGAAUGGGGACUUUUCUUCAGAUACCGAUCAGUUUAGCUCCAGGGCCACUGCUGGAAGUAGCCCAGUGAGCAACGUCAGUGGCUUGAGCGGGGCGUCUGUCCUCGACGACUUCAAGGAGGACCCCUUCAAAGGGAAGGAUCCGUUCAGCAAUAUGGGGGAGAAUUUCUCACAGGCUGAUCCAUUCCAGAAUGAAGACCCUUUUAAAGACAGCGACCCAUUUAAAUCUUCUGAUGGUUUCUCUGCGGAUCCAUUUGCUGCUGAAGAUCCUUUUAAAGAUGCUUUUGGGACAUCAGCAGUAGGCAAUAAACCUGAUCCAUUUGGAAACCAAGAUCCAUUUGCAAAUGCUUUUUCAUCAACUGCUGGUUCUGAUAAAAAGUCUGGUGACGGCUUUGAUGCCUUCGGUUUUUCAAGUACAAAAGAGAAAACUGGAGACAAUUUUUUCGCCGGUGAUCCAUUUGCUCCGAAGCCUUCAACAAUGUCCGAGUCUCCCAAACCAGCUCUUCCGCCGAAACAAAAACGUCAGCCUCCCCCUCGACCGGCCCCUCCCAAGUCAAAGAGUCCGGCCAAUGUAGGGGGUGGGCCAAAACCAAAGGUAGACCCCUUUUGGGGUUUGGGCAACGAUCCUUUUGCAGGGAAAGACACUUCAGGGGAUUCAGGUGGAGAUCCGUUUGCCAAUUUUGCAGAUUUCAGCCCUGGAAAAUUUUCUGCUGAGGAUGCAUGGGAGAAUGAGACGGCAGAGAACCGGACGAUACAAAUAAAAGGACCGCCCCCAAUGGCAGUGGGUGGCACGAUGUCGCUCGACAAAACGGGACGUGAAGAUAAUUCUGAGACGGAUGUGUGAAUGAUGAUGAUGAUGAUGAUGGGUGAUAAUGUAGAGAAUGAAAGAAGUGUGUUUGGUCAGUAUUAUGUGUAUUAAUCUAUUGAUAUGUGUCUGCUAGAUGUGCUGGUGAGUUUAUUGUUGUGCCAGAUUUUACACACGAUUUAUGCUAGUUGCUGGUAGGAGACACAGUAAUUCCACUGAUGUGAAGCCAUUAUUUAUAGACUGUUUUUCAGAGACAUUUUUCAGGGUUUAAAUUUUUGUAGUAAGUUCCAAGACUCACACUAGAAAGAAUUUUAGUUUAGCCAAUUUUCAGACAUGUAGAGUAUUUCCUUGAAAAUUAUUCAAUAUAUUUUAUUAGCCACUUUAUUACAAACAUUAGCAAAUGGCUAAUUUGGCAAUGCAUAGGGUAAGUCCUGAAGUUGAAAUGUCAAUAACAUGACAAGACAAGACUAUAUUUCAUUUAUUCAGACAACAUAUGAAUAUCGGUAAUACAAAUAUUAGGAGAAGAGUAAAGUUAAAUUAUGUCAGCUACAUGGAUUAAUAAAAUAGAAAGAAACAAAAAACGUAAAUUUUUAUUUCCAGCAUUGAUUAUUUUGUUCAUUGGUAUUGUAAAGAUAGGUUUGAAAAUAAAUAUCUGUGAGCAAGUAAUAUUUAUACAAUUGUUAAUUAUUACAUUAAAAUAUUAAUAAUGGAAUGAUAGAGCGUGAUGUACCAGGAAUAUAUUGCAUGCCAGCAUGUAAACUCUUGCAUGUAAUUACUAACUUAAAUUUGAAUGGAAUUUGCAUUGUUAAAAUUUUAUUCAAUAUAAUAAUUAAAUCAUGCUUAAGAAGAAUCGAUAACUAACACUAAAUAUGCCCUUUAUGCAUGAUUUGGAAAUAUGGAACCUGCAUCUAUAUGGAACUGCAUGUGUGGAUUAAAAGUAUUAACAUGCAUUACUAUGUAAAGCAUUUUAAAAAAUAUAGUUUCUGUGUUUGUACAUGUAUGGUGAAAAAUAUAUAACUGAGCUAUCCCAGAAAUGGCUAAAAUGUAAAUAUGACUUGUUUUUACAUUGGAAUAUUUUGUUGAAUUAACAAGAACCUGACAAAACCAAACUUCACCGAUGAGGAAAAGACAAGUAGACAUAAUUUUUUUAUAUAUAUAUACAUAAGGAGAUUUUGCACUGUAGCACAAUAUUAAAUGAUGUGUAAUAUUAAAUAGACUUAAAUACCGUAUUGUUCCUAUUUGUAGCGCCCGGGCGCGAUGCAAAACACAAAGGGGGCGUGCUAAUUAGAGUACUAGAACACGUUUCGUAAUGCGUGUGAAAAAUCCUCGUAUCAAACUGUCAAUGCGUCUGGCUCGCUGAGACAUCAAAAGCUUUGCCGCCGAGUCACUCCACCAGUGACGUUUUCUUGUUGAAAUGACAUAGCGUACCAUACAUCGUCAGCUGAUUUAUCGAAAUACAUGGUACUGUGCACGUAGGCAUAUAGGGCCUGCGGAGUGUAUUUGAAAGUGGGGUGGGGGAGGAGUGUGUGAUUGAGACCCCUCAUACUCGCCCACUUCAUUUUGUCACCCAGUUAAAGUUAUCAUUUACCUGUUUUUUAAAUGGUGUUACGGUGUCUGUGUAAAUACCUACCGGUAUGUUUGUACUUCCGGUUUUGAACAGUGUUAACGGAGUGUCGUGUGUACAUUCUGCGUGGACUGGCCUCGGUGGCGUCGUGGUAGGCCAUCGGUCUACAGGCUGGUAGGUACUGGGUUCGGAUCCCAGUCGAGGCAUGGGAUUUUAAAAUCAGAUACCGACUUCAAACCCUGAGUGAG
Molecule: messenger RNA, 4373 nt
Organism: Gigantopelta aegis
Lineage: Eukaryota; Metazoa; Mollusca; Gastropoda; Neomphalida; Peltospiridae
Product: epidermal growth factor receptor substrate 15-like 1
Exons: 21
Coding region: 3-2600 (865 amino acids)
Biological process (GO): endocytosis; endosomal transport
Cellular component (GO): clathrin coat of coated pit; plasma membrane; cytoplasm
Molecular function (GO): cadherin binding; calcium ion binding
Source: RefSeq, a predicted model, not a curated record